UUUAAUUAGCUAAACCAUGUAAGCCACAUAGGUCAGUUACACAACCCAUUACAUCAAUCACUAAAUCAAUGAUAGCAUUGUUUUGACUCUUUAUAAAUACAGGACUUUUCGCACUUACCUAAAAACCUGUGUGAGAUCUGUUUAUCUUACACUUCUCUGGGGAACUGAAGAGUUAUCAGGACAAAUGAAGACCAUACUGAUCACCACCCUCUGCCUGCUGGCCUUGAUAGCACAAGCUGCUGCACAGGCUACUGAUCCAUCAGCUAUACGGUCAACUAAGAUAGAAGCCAACCGAAAAGAAUGUCUCAAUGCAAUAAAUAAGUGUAGAAGGAAUGUGAAUCCAACUGCGUCCAACAUGGCAGAAGCGGUAUGGAAUACGGAGGCUGCUGAUUUGGCUUUAAAGUAUGCAAAACUUUGUAUAAAAGAUCACAGUGCACUAUCAACAAGGAGACUGUCAAGUGGCGUAGAUUGUGGAGAAAAUCUUUUCUUUGCCACUUAUGCUGCCUCAUGGACUGAAGCUAUUGAUGCUUUUUGCAAUGAGUCCAAAUAUUUUGUAUAUAACAAGGGACCCGUCCCAUCAGAUGCUACGAUAGGACAUUAUACACAGCAAGCGUGGUACAGUUCUUAUAUGGUGGGGGCUGAUGUCAGUUAUUGCCCAAGCCGAACUGACUUCCAAUUCUUUUACGUUGUCCGUAUGUGUCCACCAGGAAAUAUCGAUAGCUCCCUCUAUAAACCAUAUACUGUAGGAACACCGUGUGCGAUGUGCCCGAACAAUUGCAACAAUGGAUUAUGCACCAAUCCAUGUCCUUAUAACUUUGAGUCCCCACAGUGCAGUAACUACAAAUCAAUGUGCUCAUAUCCUAUGGUGAACACUCAAUGCCCAAGAACAUGCAAUUGCACCCGUGGGGAAAUUGUGUAACUUCUGUGCUAUGUCCGAUUGCAUCAAAAUCCAAAAGGAUAUUCAUGUUCAUCAACGCUCUGUACAAGAUUUUAAUGAAUGUUUUCUUCUGAAUGCUUACAGUGCACAGUAUAUUUAAUUCCUCGCUUUUAUCAACUAACACAACUUUAAAGAAUGUAUGCAACUCUGAACUAUGUUGUGUACCGCUGUAUGCACACCCUUCUGAUUCUGUAACCUCUAGCAAUUCUGACCAAUCACUGUACUGGCGAUCUGCCGAAUCUGGCUGUGCGAUCCAUUUUCCAAGGUUAACCAGUUUACCAUUUUUGCCUUCCAGUCAAUGGACCAGUUAUUAUUAUUAUACAGCAUUUACUUGACUGCUGAGGCGCAAUACAUCCAGGUACCCCUUAAUACAAACUUAUGUACAUAAACCUUCCCCCUUGCCCCUUCAUCCAAUAAAUAAACACUCUUGCAACCAUUAAGUU
Molecule: messenger RNA, 1380 nt
Organism: Rana temporaria (common frog)
Lineage: Eukaryota; Metazoa; Chordata; Amphibia; Anura; Ranidae
Product: cysteine-rich venom protein triflin-like
Exons: 8
Coding region: 185-919 (244 amino acids)
Source: RefSeq, a predicted model, not a curated record